Messenger RNA from Lactuca virosa, 366 nucleotides. Lineage: Eukaryota; Viridiplantae; Streptophyta; Magnoliopsida; Asterales; Asteraceae. The record is from the annotation of a GenBank genome assembly.
AUGGAAGAUCAAACUGAAACAAAAGAGAAUGAUGGAGAGGUAAAUGAAAAUGAGAAUGAUGAAGAGAAAAACGAUGAGGAGACUGAAGAAACAAAUAAUGAUGUUGAGACUAGUAGAAAAAUGAAACAAAUCAAAAUCUGUUGGAUAAAAUUUGUUGAAAACAUUGUGGAUAAUGUCAUUGGCAUUGAAUUUUCAAAUUUAAAUAGUCAAGAAGAUGAAAUCUGGAAUGACCCUGAAAUGAAAACUAUUUUGGAUAAUAAUGAUAUAGGGUCAACAAUGACUGGAAUUAAAACUAAUACUCCGAUUAGUCAAGUUAUUCAAGGCAAGGGAAAGUCUGAAGAUGAAAAAGAAGAAGAAGAAGAAUAA